Messenger RNA from Striga hermonthica, 495 nucleotides. NCBI's taxonomy places the organism in Eukaryota, Viridiplantae, Streptophyta, Magnoliopsida, Lamiales, Orobanchaceae. The record is from the annotation of a GenBank genome assembly.
AUGAUGCGUCGUCUGAAGAGCAUUGCUUCUGGUCGGGCUUCCGUCUCAGAUCCUGGUGGGGAUUUAAGCACUAGCAAGUCAAAAAUGGAGCAUGAAUCGAAUCGAAGAGACUUGCACAAAGUAGAGGUAGGAGAAAAAAGUUCAAAAGCUCCAAAGGAGCUUACGGUAUUUAACUCGUCGGAAAUAACCGCAAGCACAUCCUCCAAUGCUGUAAAUGGUAAAAAGCCCGAGAACACGGACCACAAAGAGCUACCCAAAGAUAUGCCCGAAAUGAAGAUCAGAGAUGGUAAAAAUGCUAACGGAGAGGAGAAUGUCAAGGAUCUGGAGCCCACUGUUGUUAGUGGCAAUGGAACAGAAACUGGUCAGAUUACUGUGAUUUCAGUUGAUGCGCGAAAUGGACAGCCGAAACAGGCAAUGUCCUUCAUGGCGGAACGUGUAGUGGGCACUGGUUCAUUUGGAGUCGUAUAUCAGGUAUUUUUGUUAAUUAAAAGUUAA